Messenger RNA from Strongylus vulgaris, 195 nucleotides. NCBI's taxonomy places the organism in Eukaryota, Metazoa, Nematoda, Chromadorea, Rhabditida, Strongylidae. The record is from the annotation of a GenBank genome assembly.
AUGUUAAGUCAUACCAUACAGAUGUACACUAAAUAUGUGCCUAUGAGGGUAGCAAUCGCAACUAAGUUCUUUGAAAAUGUUCUUGGAAAGGGACUUCUUCCGAAACAACCCCUCAUCGUUAAGGCUAAAUAUUUCUCCCACGAGGCCGAGAACAAGAUCAAAGAAGCUGGAGGAGCCUGUAUUUUGGUCGCAUAA